Diaporthe amygdali is the source of this 2310-nucleotide messenger RNA. RefSeq names its product fungal specific transcription factor domain-containing protein. The coding region runs from base 1 to 2310 and encodes 769 amino acids. The transcript has 3 exons. Gene Ontology annotation, cellular component: nucleus. NCBI's taxonomy places the organism in Eukaryota, Fungi, Ascomycota, Sordariomycetes, Diaporthales, Diaporthaceae. Gene Ontology annotation, biological process: positive regulation of transcription by RNA polymerase II; DNA-templated transcription. Gene Ontology annotation, molecular function: zinc ion binding; sequence-specific DNA binding. The record is from RefSeq and is a predicted model, not a curated record.
AUGUUGGGCGUACACCGCCGCAGCAGCCAGGACGACGAUGCAGGAGGAGCUUCUGUCGACGCAUCAUCAGACCCACAGAGCACACACAUGGUUGCGUCGCCUUCACUGACCGUGUCCAGUACGCCCCUGCACGUUCUGGCUCAUGCGUCUACACAGGAGCGGAAACGCAGCGUUUCCGCCUCUGCGGAGCGGCCAGUCAAGCGGAAGAUCGUAAAGGUGACACGAGCUUGUGAUGUCUGCAAGUAUAGCCGAGGAAGACCUGUGAGCCCGCCGAGAGCGCCCGAUCGGCGAGAAUCUCACUCUUCUGGUGACCGUGAUGCCGUGCAAGGCGAUGGUUAUGGUCGCCAAGACCUGGAGGGUAGCAAUACUGGCAUGAACACACGCUUCAUCGCAGUCAAUGCUCCAAUGGAAUCCGUCCCUCAGUCUGAACAACGUGGAGGAAAUGAGACCUCCGCGCCUUCGCGUGCGUCGCCCGAGCUGGAAGUCUCGGAGAUUCAGGGGCAAUAUCAUGAUACAACCUCUGGCCUCGCUUUUCUCCAUCGAGCUUGCAGGCGUUUGUCGAAAGAGGCGAGUGCGCAGGCAGGCAGAUACAAUGUUACUGUGCCUAGUCAACCGGAGAACGAGGAUAGCCCAACUCUGACCGUAGGCGACAAGCCUCUGGGCCGCGGCAGACAAGGACACGUCGACUUUCCACCCCUCGAAUUGGCAAAGCAGCUUGUACGACUGUACUCGGAUGUUUGCAUGGCGACUUAUCGCUUUCUUCAUCUACAAACCGUGGAAGGUUGGCUGUAUAUCAUGUCAACCAACGUCAGGGAUGGCUUUCCGCUUCAUCGUGGAGUAGGGCGAGCAAAAGCUGCAAUUGUCCUGACCGUGCUGGCCAUUGCAAAGUCUCACGAGGACAAGGCUAGUGGCCGGUUCCAAGUUGACGAGGAAGCCUCAAUGGAGCAUACCGACGCCUUGUUUUCUGAUGCCUCUUCGCUCGUGCAACAAGAAACAGCAAGCCCCACACUCGAGUCUGCACAAGCGCGACUUGUUCAAGUCCUAUAUUUACUUACAACCUCUCGCUUUAAUCAGGCUUGGUAUGUCUUUGGGACAGCAAUCCAGCUCAUAUCGGCACUUGGGCUCCAUCGAAGACCGGGACGGAAACCCCGAGAAGUCCCAACAGGGAAUUACAUCGAAAUGCAGCUGCGCAAAAGAACCUUUUGGAGUGCCUACAUCCUGGACAAAUAUCUGGGAGUCAUCUUUGGGAGGCCGAGGCACUACAAUGACGAAGACAUCGAUCAGGAAGCCCCAGAUAGUGUCAAUGAUGAGGACAUGACUCCUACUGGUCCGGUUGCAACGCAUCAACGUGGCAAGAAAGACUGCCACGUCGACGCCUUGAUAUAUCAUUCAAGAGUUGGAAAUAUUAUAAGCGAGGCAGCCAGAACUGUCUACUCGAUAAAACAGAUAUCACACAAAGAUCGCAUUGCGGCUGCUCACCGCCUCGGGAAAGACCUCCAGCGAUGGCGAGAGAGUCUGCCUCCGUAUCUUGGCUCGAUCCACCCAUCCAGCCUAAUACCGACGUUCCGUCGUCAGUCCAUUACACUUCGAAUAGCUCAUUGCCACGCUAUCAUGCACAUCAAUCGUCUGUUCCUCCUAGGCAAGAUCAGCUCCGGGAGCGAGCCUCAAAUACGCGAGGCCAUAAUCGCGGCCACGACAGUCCUCGAGACCGUCGACGAGAUGGUCAAUGAGCAGGGAACCAUUUUUCACGCGUUUUGGUGGACACACUAUGUUACCUUUUGUGCAUUGGCCAUAGUAUACGCUUGGGAAGUACAGAGUCGGAAGACACAGCCAAGUGUCGCCCUCGAUGCAGGAAUAUCCCAUUCGGAGCUCAUGACUCUAGCCGAGAAGUGCCACAAACAUCUCGCACAGGCUACAGCCUCUAAUUCGCCCAGCCGCAGAUAUAGUCUGAUCCUGGAGAAACUGCGAAGAGAGGCGAUACGAGGGAUCAUGCCUAGGUACGCCGCCGCGGCGAAUGGUAAUAGAGAGACAGGAGGGGAACCUGUGACUAGGGAGAUCCCCGUGCAGUCACACACCACUCCUACACAGAUGCAAGAUGCGCCCUUCCCCAGUCCAGCAAGCCGUCCUCAAAGUGCGAUGGAAUUGAACUCCACGCCGCAGAACGGCUUUGGUGCCACGUUCGAAGAGAUGAAUUGGUCACUACAAGAGUGGCAAAGUGAGGACUGGUUGAACCUAGACUCAAUGGCAUUUGGUACUUUCUCUGAGAGUUAUGAUGCCCCAUUCGUAUGGAACGCCGACACAACUAUGUAG